Molecule: messenger RNA, 3005 nt
Organism: Dioscorea cayenensis subsp. rotundata (Guinea yam)
Lineage: Eukaryota; Viridiplantae; Streptophyta; Magnoliopsida; Dioscoreales; Dioscoreaceae
Product: U-box domain-containing protein 7-like
Exons: 7
Coding region: 393-2747 (784 amino acids)
Biological process (GO): protein ubiquitination
Cellular component (GO): nucleus; cytoplasm
Molecular function (GO): ubiquitin-protein transferase activity
Source: RefSeq, a predicted model, not a curated record
CCAUCCUUCUCUCUCUCUCUCUCUCUCUCUCUCUCUCUCUCUCUCUCACAAAAUCUCAUCUUUUUCCUCUGCUCCUUCCCCACAAAGGCAAAAGACUAAUCCACUGCUGCUUCUCUUUCUAUGAUCCUUCCCUUUGAUGCUUAUCACCUUGCAAAGAAACUCCCUUUUUUGGAGUCUCAUACUCUUUGAUUGGAGGAAAAAGGAGCUUCUUUUGGGUGUUUUAGAAGGUGUAGAUGAAGCUGUGUAGGAUUUGGUUUGGUCUUAAGGUCUAUGAUUGGAGGUUGCUGGGUUCUUGUGUAUAAAUUUAGGGUUUUGACGAAGGAAAAAAGGAUUUUUUUUGUUUAUUACUUAGUUCUCAGUGGUUUGCAGAUAUAGCUUCCCUGUCUUUUUCAAUGGGGAGUGAUGUUGCUGAAGUUGCUCAAGCCACAGGAAAUUCUUCUUCUGUUGUGAAGGCACACGCUUCAAUGUGCUUGGAGCUAAGAAAAAUUUUGGACACAAUUAAUCUUGUCCUUCCGGCAAUAGAAUCGGCUCAACCAGGAUGCAGGUCUGGGAUCCAAGAGUUAUGUUCUCUAAACAAUGCGGUUGAGAAAGCUAAACUACUCCUGCAGCACUGUGCCGAAACCAGCAAGCUCUACUUGGCAAUAACUGGUGAAGCUACCUUAUUAAGGUGUGAGCGCAUAAGGAAUGUACUGAUUCAAAGUUUAAUUCAGAUUCAGAAUAUGGUUCCUGAAUUAUUAGCUGCUGAGCUUGCUGAAAUUAUCAACUAUCUUGGAGAUGCAAAGUUUUUUAUUGAUCCCCUGGAGGAAGAGGCCGGGAAGGUUAUGCUAGAAUUGCUUCAGCAGACGGAUGCAACUGCAGAAACAGAAUUGAAAGCCUUACAAGUUGCCGCUUUGAAUUUGAAAAUUACUUCUCCUAAAUCUGUUUUGAUAGAAAGAAGAUCCCUCAAGAAACUUCUUGAUAAAAUACGUGCUACCGAGCCUAAAAAGGAAGGAGUUCUGCUAUUUUUUCUCUAUCUUUUAAAGAAAUAUGGAAACAAACUAAGCAUUGAUGUUGUUGAGCAACAAGAGAGUGGCAUUCCACAGAGUGAAGUUUCAGUAUGUAGCACAAAACCUAAACACUAUGCUGAGAAGAAAGAACACAGAAAGGAACUUGCUACAGAUAGCAAUGCUGAUAGAGGUCCGUCUAGUGCUGAUACACCUCCUGAAGAGUUCAUUUGUCCAAUUUCAUCCAAGUUAAUGUUCGAUCCUGUGGUCAUAGAUUCUGGGCAAACAUAUGAAAGAGUUUGGAUUGAGAAGUGGUUUAACGAGGGAAAUGAUACAUGCCCAAAGACGAAGAAAAAGUUGGUGAACCGCUCAUUCGUUCCAAAUUCUUGCAUGAAGGAUCUUAUCUCUAAUUGGUGCAGGAAGCACGGCGUUGAUAUUAAGGACCCAAGCUUGGAAGCUAAUCCUACAAUAACCAUUCCUCAGGAACCUUCGCAUUAUGAUUCCAUAACGAGUCUGAGGAAUGUGUCCACGCUGCUGUUAGAUGGUAAACCAGGAUAUUACAUGCUACAAAGUGAUCAUAGCAAUGUUUCAUUCAUCUCCUCUGACUCAGGCUGUUUCUCAGAUUCAUCCCGUGUUAAGGUUGCUGAUAGCUUUAGCAAUAGCUAUGCUCAUAAAUUUCCUUGGAGCAAAGACUAUCAAAACUUUGGAUCUUUUUUGAACUUUGACCAAGAUAUGUAUAGGAAGUUCUUCAGAAAACUUUCAGAGCUUCCUCUUGAAUCCCAGGAGAAUGCAGUGGGUGACUUGACUCUCCUUCUGGAUACUGAGGGAGAAACCUGCCUUGUUAUGUUCCAUAAUGGUUUUCCUGAAGCACUGAUGAGUUUUAUGAAGCAUUCAUAUGAUCUCUCAGAUAUACAAGCACAACGAGCAGGAGCUCAGAUUCUUCUUGCUGUUCUAACUAAAUGGAGCAUUGAAGUGCCAUCUUUAGUUGAAGAUACAUUUCACCUGUUGAUGAUGUUUCUUGAUUCCUAUAUAAUCAAAGAAGCUUUGAUGAUCAUGAGAACUCUGUCAUGCCACCCAACGUAUGUGCCAAACAUUGUGGCUUUGGGCAUUCUUCCAUCAGUCAUAUGUGUCCUGGAUUGUGAAGACAGUGAGAUUAGAGAACUGGCAAUAAAGAUCAUAUGUGAUCUCUCAUCUCACAAUGAUGCCAAGCCCCAUUUGCUAUCUAGUCGGUGUAUAUCAAAACUAGUUCCCCUCAUGAGUGAAGCAAGAUUUGCUGGAAUUUGCAUAGAAAUUCUGUGCAAUCUGAGUGACACUGGAGAGGCUGCGUUGAUGAUUGCCGAAACAAAUGGAUGCAUUGGAUCUAUUGUUGAGCUGCUCGAUAUUGGCGAUCGCAAGGAGCAGGAACAUGCCGUGAUUAUCCUGCACUCUUUGUGCCUCCACAGUUUUGACUAUCGCCUUAAAGUCAUGAAUGAAGGUGUUAUUCCAGCUCUUUGUGAAAUUUCUCUGAACGGAACGCCCAAGGGAAAAGAGCUCUCUAUGAAGUUGCUACUUGUCCUCAGAGAGCUCAGGGACAAUGACUGUUUUGCUCAUUCAGACUCACACUCCAGCCAUAGCUCUGAAUCAUCAGAGAGUGCCACAGAUCACUCUACAAAGAGAAUCACAGAAAUCUCUAACAAAAGGCAGUCAACUCCAAAGGCCACCUCUAGUUUUUUCAAAAAGAAAUUAGGGUUCUUCUCAAAGCCAAAGGCAGUGGCUCUCUCUUGAUUAUCUCCUGCUUUGCUGAAGGUAUGAUAUGAUACCCCUGUAAAAAUUCCUCAAACCUGACCACUUAGUUUAGAUAGGAGUAACCUAACUGUAUCAAGCAAAUGCAAUUUUUUUGCAAUAUAGUUAAGCUCUUACCAAGUAUUUAAAGGAUUUUCUCAUACUAAUGUGAAUUUUGCUUGUUUGUAUCUAUAACAGAAAGUGUAGAACAAUGUUAUUGUGGUUUCUUGUCAGAAAAAUUUCAAUGAUCUUUGUCAGUCA